CUGAGAAGUAGAGAUGAGGUUGGGCCAGGUUGUCCAGUCGUCAUGCCUGACUCCCUGUGAUGUCUGUCCCGGGACAGUUUCCCCUGCAGUCCGGACCUGUAUCGGCUGUGAGCUCUCCUACUGCAAGGACUGCUUAGAAAGAACACAUGGAAACGACGGACUAGGCCAUUGCCUGGUGAAGCCAGAGGAGAAUGUGGACUCUGAGAUGCCGCGGUGCAGGCAGCACGGUCAGCUGGUGGAACUGUUCUGUCAGACGGACGGCGUCCCCGUCUGUCUGGAGUGUUUACAAACAGGCAGGCACAAAGGUCACAACGCCACCUCCAUGGAAGACUGGGCCAAUAGGGAACAGGAGCGCCACGAGGCCAGGGCACAUCGCAAAAGAGCACGCCAAGAAUCUGGUGGUAUCGCAGCUGCGGAGGACACCGUAGAGAAAAUCAACGACAUCGAAAGCCUUCACAAAGUCGUAAAACAUCCUCCGAAUGAGCAACCAAGGGGCAGUGUCCAUCAGCCAUUAACAGGCCAAGGUCAAGAAACGGUAGUUUAUGAUGAUAACUACAGUCAAGACGCAAGCAGACGUAACGACAUCGCGGCUACAGGAAUAGGAACGGAUGUAGAUUUUCUAUCAAGGGAAGGUUCGAACCGACCUGUUGGAUUGAAGUAUGCAAUCAGGGGAGACGCAUCAGUACCCCAUCCAAGCACCAUAAGGGAGGCAGUCAGGCCGGUCGUAAGAAGCGUUAAAGAUGUCGUAACUACGCCUGAAAUUGCUUCACAACAUCCUCCGAGGGAGCGCCAGCCGCCUGUAAGGGGUUGUUUGAGCACAGGUCAAAUACGGACACAGGGCAGAAUCGGCGGCAAUGAUGUUCUUAGGCCAUCGAUGCAUAGCGGAUUCAACGAUAGAGAAGAGGAUCAUUUCUAUAAGCCCCAACAGCAGAGGAUAGACAAAGAUUCCAUCGGCGUUUCAACCCACACAGGCGGGCCUUACUACAUAAGUUGCAGGGAAGAGGUGGUAGGACCUGUUGUCUUCAACAACGUUGAACCAACUCCAUUUGGAGAGACGGUGGUUGCCGAGUCUCCCCAUCAGCAACAAAGUGGAGAAAAGCAACCAACCAGAAGGGGAUAUCAGAACGCAGAUAAAAGAGUAACUAGUGGGGACAGUCACCACAGAGACCAAGCGAUCGCGAGCUCACUCUUGGAUAACAACAUCAACAGUUCAAAGAACGUCAACGCGGGAGAGGAGAAUUCACAGAAACAUCCGAGGAAUGAAGAGCAGCGAUUUGUGACGAGAUACCAGGGAACUGGGCAGAGUUUAGCUGGAAAGGAAGCAAACCUUUCUUCUGAGAGGACGCAGAAGACAUUGGAGAGAGACGGAGACCAUUCAGGCCAAACACCUGGAAAUCUGUACUUGAUCGAGAGUCCAAAAUUACCGACAAAAGACGACUUAGCUACCAUUAUCGCAACUACACGAAGACGACAGCAACAGGACUACAGAGUCAGAAGCCGCGAACAAGCCAACAAGAAUGUUCAACAAGCCGUGCAGGACAUGUUUACAAAGUACAUGGUGACAGGACACGGUUUAGCUACCAUGGAACAGCAACAACCUGCUCCGGUUAACAAUACCGACACAAACAGCAAGGGAUCCCCGGCUAUAUUUCGUCCGGCCCUUAAGUUUCUCGGCAUGUCUACUGAGACAAAGGCGACCAGGAUCGCACAUGCCAUGGAAAUUGCGACUAAACCUGCUUCAGAGCAGGGGAUACAGUCCCAAAGCACAAGCAAACUUGGAGCCCAGUCUGGGCCCGUUGAGACAGCGAGGAAAGAGCCGUCAGCUCGACCCACACCAAAGCCGCGAGGGACCACCGGUACCGCGGUCAGUCAGAAGUACGUACUGACAGUCACGGUACCUGACGAGGACAGGGAGACACCACAGUCACAAAACAACGGCAGUUUUGAGAACGCUAGGUCUGAGACAGAAGGGUUGAAGCCAGUUGGAACAGAAGCACCAUCGGCAGUGGGUCAAUACCCUUCAACACCGCCAGGGGCAAAUUAUGCAGGAGUUGCGUCAGGUCAACAGAACAGGCAGGACGACUCAGGCGAACACCUGCGGGCAAACACGCACUCCACGGGCUUCACACAACGGCCGGCCGAGCAGUUGGAUGAUCCCGUCAACAUGGGGAAAGUACAGGAGAAACCUAACGCGAUGGGUCAGGGGAUGAGAGCAGGGACUUUCAAAGCUCGGUCGCUUCUCCGGCUGUCGGGCAGACGAAGCAAAUCCAGUUCCAGAGAUGUCCCCAGUCAUCCUAAGAGUGUGAACAUGGCAAUGUCAAUACAAGAUGCCCCGCCAACAAAGGCAAAGAGACAGGAUCCCAGAAAUGGAGGAAUGAUGCCGGCAGACAGACGACAAACUGCGAAAACAAACUCAGGGGAAGACUCUUCUCUGGCCGUUAGGGUAGCCAGAGUGCUGCCCCAACGACGAGAAACAAGUGACGGUUCCCAACUCGAUAAUACAGCCCAAUCCAGUCCCCUCAAGAUCAUCCCCACACUGUGCGGUGUUGGCCACACAUGGAUCACUCUAAGAUGGACAGUGUCUGAAGCCGAGAACUAUAAAGCUUAUCAAGUUCAGUACCAGAAGCAUGGAGGUCCUAUGAUAGUGACACCCUUCCGGUAUGGUAAUACCAAGGAAACAGUUGAGAAUUUAUCCCCUGGAACCACCUACACAAUGCAGGUCCGUGCGUUGGACAUUGAAGGACUGGUCCACUGUAGCAACAUAGUGGAAAUGAAGACAUCAAGUCGACGUUUGGCUGUGCCUGCUCAAGCUGAAACAGCCGCAAAGCUCCGCCAAGCGGUCCAAGAAGCGCGGGAGAACAGAGGACAAGAAGCAAAAUCAAAAAAGCCCUCUAGGUGGGGGCUGAGUCACCUGACUGCCAGUUUCAGAAGGAAGAAGAAGAAGUCAGCAACCAGCGAGUCAGACACAGAGAGUAAAGCGUCGUACACUGACUCCCCGAUGGGCGGCAGACGCGUCUCGGAUGUACGGAGAUCCUCCAUCGAUUCGCAGGAGUCAGAAAUCUCCACGGUGUCCACCAUCAGCAGAACUUCGCGGAAGUCCCAGAAGAGGGUCCACUUCAAAGAGGAGGACAUCGCGAAGGCGUAUGAGAUCCGCGAAAUGCAGGCACUCUACCCGGAACUCAGCAAUGUGGAAAACGUCAUUGGCGACGACCUUGCUUUACCAGAGCGCACCAAACAAGUAGAUCAAAGAGACCAUCGCAGAAACGAAGAAAAAGAGGGUACGGACGAGAGUAAACUACAACAACAGGCUGAUGUCGACAGACGACAGCGGGUGUCAUCUCCAGUCUUCAUGGCCCUCAUGGACCAGGGGGAGGAGUCAGAAGCGGAGACCUUCAAGAAGGUCGCCGAUAACGUCAGGGGCACGAUCGGAAUGGCCGUCAGAAAGGUGUCAGUUGAAGUGCAAACGAAUGAGGGAGGCGUGUUUCGACCUGCCGUUCAGACUUCCACCGCAAGGGGGAGUGGUGGAGAUAGUGUGCUGAAGCCGUCAGACAGGUCGACGGAAUGGGAAACUAACGUGCCACAAGACACAAAGGGUGAAGGAUUCCGACAUGUCAAACGUGAAAGGACGUGGCAAGAGAUCAUUGAAGAAGACUACGACCCCAAGGAAGGCUGGAAGAACGUUCAGGUCGGUGACAAGAUGCGCUUCAUAGACCUGGAGGCUAUCAAACCAUACAGGAAAGUUCUCACACAUGCAGGUUACUAUGGGGACAAGUCCAACGCCAUCGUGGUGUUCUCGUCAUGCUACAUGCCCAACAACAGUCUGAAAGACUACGAGUACAUCAUGGAAAACCUAUUUCUAUACAUCCUGAGUUUCCUGGACAAGGUUGUUGACGAGGAGUAUAAAAUCGUCUUCCUGAACUACACCAAAGAGAGGAGUAACCUUCCCUCGGUAACCUGGCUGAAGUCAUGCUAUGACCACAUCGAUGCAAAGUUUAAGAAGAAAUUAAAGGGUCUGUUCAUCGUCCAUCCGACCAUAUGGCUGAAGAUGCUGGUUCACGUCACCAAGCCGUUUGUCAGUUCGAAGUUCUCCAAGAAGCUGCAGUUCGUGGACAACUUUAAGGACCUCCAGAAGCAGCUUCCUGUAGAUCCCGAGGCCAUUCCUGAAGACGUCAAGAAGUUUGAAGAAGAGUUGGUGGGAAGUAGUAGCGCUAACAAAGGAGGAACCUUCGCCGCCCUGAAGGCCGCCCUGGGCAGAGAAGUCCAGACAGGCAGCGUACCGGAAAACGCGUUCUGUGCACCAUAUAACAAAGGACUUUCUUCUAACAUGUGGGAGGGUUUUCCUACACUUCGGUUGUAACAUGUUUUAAUCUUCUACUCCAAUGCAACUGUGUUGUGAAGCGUAGCAGAUAGGCUGUAGCUGUCCAUAACAUGCACAACAAAUUAUACCUCACCUUGGCUAGUUCAUGAUAUGCUUUAGACUAGUCCAAUCGUUACAGU
Branchiostoma belcheri (Belcher's lancelet) is the source of this 4497-nucleotide messenger RNA. RefSeq lists its product as uncharacterized. The record is from RefSeq and is a predicted model, not a curated record. Gene Ontology annotation, molecular function: zinc ion binding; protein binding. The transcript has 14 exons. The coding region runs from base 14 to 4357 and encodes 1447 amino acids. Lineage: Eukaryota; Metazoa; Chordata; Leptocardii; Amphioxiformes; Branchiostomatidae. Gene Ontology annotation, cellular component: cytoplasm.